This is a messenger RNA of Hipposideros armiger (great roundleaf bat), 2739 nucleotides long. It is a transcript of the gene MTNAP1, whose product is annotated as mitochondrial nucleoid associated protein 1. The coding region runs from base 385 to 2100 and encodes 571 amino acids. The transcript is spliced from 5 exons. The record is from RefSeq and is a predicted model, not a curated record. NCBI's taxonomy places the organism in Eukaryota, Metazoa, Chordata, Mammalia, Chiroptera, Hipposideridae.
GGAGGAGGGCAGGCGGGGUGAUGCGGCUGGGAGAGGAAAAGUCCGCAGGAAAGCGUAGGACGUGAAGGCGAAGGUUAGCAUAAACUUUGAAAUCGGCCAGAAGUCUGAACUCUCCCGCUCUCCGGAACACGGAAGGGAAACUGUCCUGCUGAUAACCCAGUUAUGUGUAUUCGGCGAGUUACUUCUCUGAUUGUGUCUUGCACAGGCUGACAUUAAAAUCUAGUUUCCUUCCGCCAAACUCGGGAACGGCGAUCGUGAAGCGUGCGGAUCCAGGAGAAACAACCGCAAAAUUAGCAUCCUUGUACACUAGCUCUGAUAAGAAAGCAGGCACCCACGAUGAGACGUUACCGUGUGAAGGACUAGGAAACUGAUAUUCCACCCAGAAUGGAAGUGUGUCCUUACUGUAAGAAACCAUUUAAACGAUUAAAAUCCCACUUGCCACACUGUAAGAUGAUAGGACCAACUAUACCUGCUGAUCAAAAUGUCUGUCAGUCCAAGCAGGCUACACUCUCACCUGCCAAGAAAAUGAAAAGUCCAAUCAAAGACUUAAAUAAAGCUAAAGAAAGAGAGUUGGGGACAAAGAGUGAGAAAAGAAAUACUAAGUUGAUAAGGGACAAACCAAAACAGACAACUGAGUCAUUUCCAGUACCAGCUACUGGUUUGGAAAGAGCAAGUAAUACAAAGGCAGAUAAAGACAUCAAAAAUCAAAUUCAACUCUCCUUCAAAAUAUUCAAAAAUCCUGAACCAAAGAUUACUUCCCAAGGAGAAACUAAGGCUCGGUUUUGUGCAUCAAAGAACACUACUAAAAGAGAACUUCCCAAAGAGUUGCCUAAAUCAGGGGAAAGAAGAAGUAAUCCUUCAGAAACCAAAGAAUCUUUACCUCUGGGCCCAAUGGAACCUUGUUUAUCAAAUCAAGAUAGGAAACAUUCUUCAGCCUUACCUAAUGAUGUACAAACCACUUCUGCUCAUUUAAAAUUGGAUAAAAUCGAUCCCUCAAGACAGAAGCUUCAAGUAAAAUUACUAGAUAUGCCUAUUGGUGAUUAUCAUAGUUCUCCCAGAAAGCUCAAUUAUGGGGAUGAAAGAGUAAGAACGUCAUUUUUAAGUGAUGAGAGAGACACCAAGGCCAGGGAUCACCUCUCAGAAGUCUCUACUAACGUUAGAGAGACUGAGAAUCAGGAAAAGAACAGAGAGUCACAAAUUUUAGCUUUUAAAGUUAGCCCAUUAGGUAAAAUCCAAGUCAAGAAGAACCAAGGAAAAGGACUGAUCCUCGAAGUAGAGGCACAUGGGAACAAAGGACAUGCAGAGAAAAGUGUAUCGGUGACAAAAAUGCAGGAAUGCCCUUCCGUGAGUGAUGACUCGAAGAACUUCAGUACUGAUGAUUCAGCCACAGAGACGAAAUCUCGAGAUGAAUGUCCCAGUUUAAAUUUGUUCACACCAAGGGAGACAGCUUGCAAUGAGUUUCUUUCUGUGUCACAGUCACGUAAUCCAAGUCUUGCCUCUCUGGCUAUAAAAUUUCUUCAAGAAGAGAAAGCAGCAACCUGCAAUCGUAAUCGAGUCCCUGAUGCAAAGGCAUUGAUGGAGAGCGAGGACCAGGCUUCUCUGCAGCCCCCUCCUGGCUGUUGGCCCCAAGCCUCAAACCCGGGGUGCCAGCAGUCUUUACAUUCAGCCCAGCGCCAUAUUUCUAAAAGUCCCUUCACCCAUCAGAUGGAUGUUCCUGAGAAGAAGGCCCUUCCCAGCUCUCUGGGGCUAGAGUGGUUUCCAGAGCUCUAUCCUGGUUAUCUUGGAUUAGGGGUGUUGCCAGGAAAGCCUCGUUACUGGAAUUCAGUGGCCCAGAAGCCCCUGCUCAUCAGCCCCCAGGGGGAAAGACUUUCACAAGUUCCUUUGUUGGGAAGAAGUUUGACUGCUCUGAGGAGUUGGGAACCACCAGCCAGGCUUGCAACCUCCACCGUUGCUCUAAUGAGACUCUUGGGAGCUGUGCAAAGAGGGUGGAUAAGGUGCAGCGCCAGAGUCGGUGGCCUCACGAUGCUCGUCACCGGAUACUUCGCUCUUUGUUAUAGCUGGAGCUUCAGGCAUCUGAGGCUGCGGCGCUGGCGUCAGUAGUGACCUGGACACCACUCAGGAACACGCCAGAACUCCGAAUGCGGUGGAGAUGGCCACUGGAGAUGUUUAACAAUUUCAUGUUGUAUUGGGGGCAGGUAGAGGGGCUGAAAAGAAUAAAUUAUUUAAAGCAAUUAUUUAGGAAAUAACGUUUUUUUAAUGUGGACAUACCUGGUUCUGUCUGGAUAUUUCUUCAGCUUGCUCUCAAAAGUGACUGAAAGUUACUGAAAAACAUCAGUUUGUUUAAUCAUAAAGGCUGAUGUUAUUCAAGGAGAGGUGAAGAUGACAAAGUUUAUCAUUAAAAUUUUUAAAUAGCAAUUUCCCAAUUGUCAGUAAAAACUAAUACCUCAAGUUUAAAUCUUUCUCCCUAAAAUUCUCUAACCCUUGGCAUUUUACUAUUCAUCUAUACUAGAUACUGAGAUACGAAUACAGAAUAAUAUCUGAAUUGGCAGAAAAUCGGCAUACAUCAGGCCGUCCCCUUAGGAAUGGUUAGGCUCUUUUGGGUCCUCAACCAGAUCGUAGCUGGUAUGAAAAACAAAAAAGCAAAGUAAGGAUAGAUAUAGAUUGCUGGUGAGCCUACGCAAAAUCCUGAGAUAUUCUUUAAGCUGAUUAAAAUAAAAUAGCACAUGAAACCACGUUAAA